This is a messenger RNA of Emericellopsis atlantica, 2089 nucleotides long. Its product is annotated as DHHC palmitoyltransferase-domain-containing protein. Gene Ontology annotation, molecular function: palmitoyltransferase activity. The transcript is spliced from 2 exons. The coding region runs from base 212 to 1843 and encodes 543 amino acids. The record is from RefSeq and is a predicted model, not a curated record. Lineage: Eukaryota; Fungi; Ascomycota; Sordariomycetes; Hypocreales; Bionectriaceae.
GAUUUAUUAAGGGCCAGGCUCCAGCCUCUGGUUCUUUGGACUUUAAUUACGGGAUCAGGGUUCGGCGCGUGCUCUCAUUCCGACUGCGUGGACAUCGCGGAUCGACCACUGAAACGUUCGUUCUUUUCGGCCUGAUCGUACAAUACUGCGGAAACUUCACGACCGGAUCGUCGCCCAGGUCAUGCUCACACUGCCGAUAUAACCUCACAACAUGAUGGUUCGCCGCUGGGCCCGACGAGUCGAGCGAGCAUGUUGCACCACUGCCAAAUACAUGCCUUUGGGCUUUGUCUACGGGUUGACCAGCUGGGCAGCAUGGGUCAUCGUACAAAUAGGUGCUUCAGAAACUAGGAGUGCUUGGAUAGGCACCACGUCGUCCAUCAUUGGCGUUCUCCUAUGGGCUAUGCUCAACUGGUCCUAUACCACCGCCGUCUUCACGAAUCCCGGCUCGACGACAAACGACGACGGCUACAGCGUCCUGCCCAUGAACCAAAGCAACCAGAACAAUGCGACCUCCUUCACCGUCAAGUCGAAUGGCGAAUACCGCUUCUGCAAGAAGUGUCAGGCCCGCAAGCCCGACCGCGCGCAUCACUGCUCGACAUGCCGACGCUGCGUGCUCAAGAUGGACCACCACUGCCCCUGGCUCGCGACGUGCAUCGGCUUGAAGAACCACAAGGCCUUCCUGCUGUUCCUCAUCUACACCACGGUCUUCUGCUUCUACUGCUUCGCUGUCAGCGGAUGGUGGACGUGGGUGGAGAUCUUCAACAACACUCGCUACAUGGACACACUGUUGCCCGUCAACUUUAUCAUGCUGGCGGUCAUGAGCGGCAUCAUUGCGAUUGUCGUCGGGGCCUUUACCGCUUGGCACAUUCACCUGGCCUCGCGCGGGCAGACGACCAUUGAAUGUCUCGAGAAGACGCGCUACCUGUCGCCCCUGCGCAAGACCUUUCACCAGGCCCACGAUCCCGCCAACAACGUCCCGCGCGCGGCGCAGCAGAUUGUGGACUUUCACGCCAACGCCGUCCCGGGCGUGACGAGGCCCGAAGAGGGCGAGGAGCGCCGCACGAUGGAGCUGCCUCGUGCUGGUCCGAAUCUGGAUGGCGCUCGGCCUGUGCACAUGAGCUACGCCGAGAGGGAGGCGGAGCAGUCGAGGAAACGCUACGACGAAUACCUCGACGAGCAAGAUUCGUCCAAGCUACCGAAUGCGUUCGAUCUCGGUUGGAGACGUAACCUACAGCACCUAUUUGGGCACGACCCAUGGCUGUGGCUGGUCCCCGUUUGUAAUACUACCGGGGACGGCUGGGCUUGGGAGCCUAGCCCUCGUUGGCUGGAGGCACGAGAACGUCUUCGCGCCGAACGCGAACAGCAACGCGCCCGCGAGGUCAGUGCUGGCUGGGGCGGUGACUUUGGCCAAGCCGUGGAGGAACCGCCCAUGAUCACCCGGGUCCACGCGUCUGGUGCAGGAAGGCAUUUCCCCGGGGACAGGUACAAUAGUCCCUCGCCCCGCGAAGGACUCCGACGCACGCCCAGCAAGGCCGACCGCAUCCUAGGGCGCGAUCCGAACCUGUACGCAGAUGGACCACAGCCCGAAGACGUACCGCUCCGACGACUCAGUCCGCGCGGACGGUCCAUCGAGGACGAACUCGACGAGAUUGACAGGGAAGACGAGCAGUUUGAUGAAAGUCUGGACAGGGACGAAGCCGAGCGCCGCGCUAUGAACGUGGUCACUAACGGUGGCUGGGGCCGUGGCGGCGCGAGUGGCAUGUUGCGCAAGCAGCACAGUCACGGCAGCGGGCGAGGCACAGGCUCAUCCAGUCCUCGCUAUCAGGAUGACGGGGUAGACUGAUGGCCGAGCGCAAUGUCAGUGUCGGAUGUUUUGUUACUACACACACAUAUAUACAUGUUCCGAAAGCGCGUCUCUUUCCGUUCAAUUUUCUGGCAUGGGUCGAAACAGGGCCCUCAGGCGUUCUUGUUUCGUUUUAGGGUGGCAUAGUAGUGGUGGAGAUAGAUGUAAUAUAUGACUGUGACGUCCUUCACGUAGCAUUCAUUACAAAUGUGAUUCAUUCUACCCAGACGGAUGGAUUCUGCCUCG